Molecule: messenger RNA, 4353 nt
Organism: Loxodonta africana (African savanna elephant)
Lineage: Eukaryota; Metazoa; Chordata; Mammalia; Proboscidea; Elephantidae
Gene: ZBTB39
Product: zinc finger and BTB domain containing 39
Exons: 2
Coding region: 205-2334 (709 amino acids)
Biological process (GO): regulation of transcription by RNA polymerase II
Cellular component (GO): nucleus
Molecular function (GO): DNA-binding transcription factor activity, RNA polymerase II-specific; protein binding
Source: RefSeq, a predicted model, not a curated record
UUUCUCUCGCUCUCUCUGGGCCCCCUCCUGCCGGCAUCCCUUGGCCGGCCCAUCCUCCUCGCCGGUGCGCCGACCCCAGACGGCCCCGCCGCCGCUCCCUUCGCCCCCUAUUCGGCCCCGCGCCCUGCCGCGACCCCGCCGUCCCCUCGGAGUCGCCUGGAUUAACCGUGCUGAUCCGGAGGCAACGUCAUAGGAACUGCUAAGAUGGGCAUGAGGAUCAAACUGCAAAGCACCAACCACCCCAACAACCUGCUGAAGGAACUCAACAAGUGCCGGCUCUCGGAGACCAUGUGUGAUGUCACCAUCGUGGUGGGGAGCCGCUCCUUCCCGGCCCAUAAGGCCGUGCUGGCCUGUGCAGCUGGCUACUUCCAAAACCUCUUCCUGAAUACGGGACUUGAUGCUGCCAGGACUUAUGUGGUGGACUUCAUCACCCCUGCCAACUUCGAGAAGAUUCUGAGCUUUGUCUACACGUCAGAGCUCUUUACAGACCUGAUCAAUGUUGGGGUCAUCUAUGAAGUGGCCGAGCGUCUGGGCAUGGAGGACCUCCUUCGGGCCUGUCACUCCACCUUCCCUGACCUGGAGAGCACUGCUGUGGCCAAAUCCUUGACCACCACCAGUGAGAGCCAUUCUGGUACCCUGAGUUGUACCUCAGCAGAACCUGCCCAUCCCCUUGGAGAGCUCCGAGGUGGCGGGGAGCACUUUGGUCCUGAUAGAAACUAUGUGUUGCCCAGUGAUGCUGGAGGAGGCUAUAAAGAGGAAGAGAGAAAUGUCACCAGUGACACUAACCAUAGCUUGCCUCUUCCACAGCUGCCACCAAAGACAGAAGACCAUGAUGCCCCUGCUCCCUUCACGUCCAUUCCCAGUACAGUGACCCAGUCGGGCCUAGGCACUGUCAGCAUGCGUGUCCAGACCAGCAUGGGCUCCUGCCAGCCGUACAAAGUUCAAAGCAACGGAGACUUCAGUAAAAACAGCUUCUUCGCUCCUGACAAUGCAAUAGACAUUACUACUGGGAGCAACUCCUGUCUGAGCAAUAGUGAGCAUUCCAAAGAUCCAAGCUUUGGGCAGAUGGAUGAGCUGCAGCUGGAGGACCUGGGGGAUGAUGAUUUGCAGUUUGAAGACCCCACCGAAGAGUUAGGCACAACCGAGGAGGUGAUUGAGCUGAGUGACGACAGUGAGGACGAACUGACUUUUGGAGAGAAUGACACCCGGGAGAAUAAGGCCAUGCCUUGCCAAGUGUGCAAGAAAGUUCUGGAGCCCAACAUUCAGCUGAUCCGGCAGCAUGCUCGGGACCAUGUGGACCUGCUGACAGGCAACUGCAAGGUGUGUGAGACCCACUUCCAGGACAGAAACUCCCGGGUGACCCACGUCCUGUCCCACAUUGGUAUUUUCCUCUUCUCCUGUGACAUGUGUGAAACCAAGUUCUUUACCCAGUGGCAGCUGACCCUCCACCGACAGGAUGGCAUAUCUGAGAACAACAUCAUUGUCCACCCCAAUGAUCCUCUGCCUAGCAAGCUGGGCCUGUUUUCAGGGGCAGCCUCCCCUGAGUUGAAAUGUGCUGCCUGUGGGAAGGCAUUGGCCAAAGAUUUCCACGUGGUCCGGGGCCACAUCCUUGACCACCUAAACCUGAAGGGCCAGGUUUGCAGUGUUUGUGACCAGCGCCACCUCAACCUCUGCAGCCUUAUGUGGCACACACUCUCCCAUCUCGGCAUUUCAGUCUUCUCCUGCUCUGUCUGUGCCAACAGUUUUGUGGACUGGCACCUCCUAGAGAAGCACAUGGCCGUGCACCAAAGCCUGGAAGACGCCCUCUUCCGCUGUCACUUGUGCAGCCAGAGCUUCAAGUCGGAGGCUGCCUAUCGCUACCAUGUCAGCCAGCACAAAUGUAACAGUGCUCUGGACAUGCGGCCUGGUUUUGGGCUACAGCACCCAGCUCUCCAGAAGCGGAAGCUACCUGCAGAGGAGUUCCUGAGUGAGGAGCUGGCUCUGCAGGGCCAACCUGGGAACAGCAAGUAUAGCUGCAAGGUCUGCGGCAAAAGGUUCGCCCACACCAGCGAGUUCAACUACCACCGGCGGAUCCACACGGGCGAGAAGCCAUACCAGUGUAAGGUGUGCCACAAGUUCUUCCGAGGCCGCUCGACCAUUAAGUGCCACCUGAAGACACACUCGGGGGCCCUGAUGUACCGCUGCACUGUCUGUGGCCACUAUAGUUCCACCCUUAACCUCAUGAGCAAGCACGUCGGUGUGCACAAAGGCAGCCUCCCGCCCGACUUCACCAUUGAACAGACCUUCAUGUACAUUAUCCAUUCCAAAGAGGCAGAGAAGAACUCGGACAGCUGACUGGGUCCCGGCAGAGCCAGGGCAGCUCUCAGGGGGCAGCCAGGACACAGAUUUUCUAAUGGCUGUUGGUCCCUCCUCAGCUGAAGUUACAAUUUUGCCUUGCUAGGAAUUCUGUUCUGUGUUGUGUUUAAAGAAGAAAAAUGAAGAAAUAGCACAUAAGCUAAGUUACUGUUUUUGAGAAGCAAUGGCCCUAUCGCGUUUACCUCCAUACCUGUUCUUGCCCAUGAAGGGCUGUGAGUUUGAUUCUUUUGAGGCUAGUUUUGGGAUCUAAUCAGACAGUUGGUGUCAACUAGAUCCCCUUCUCUAGCCUGUCUAGUUUUAGUUUACUGAUAGGUUUUAUGCUGCUAAGAAUCCAACCAACAGCCUCACCGAAUAGAGGAGGUGGAGAGAGGUUUUCUCAGUAGGAAUUACUGGAACAACCAGUUACAAGAAAGAUUUUGGAACUGUGGCUAUCCAGAAGGCUAUCAGCAGGGUGGCUUACCUCAGGUUUGAGUCCUAGCCCUCAGCAGGGAAAAGGUGUCAGAGAUGAAGGUGCCUGCUUGUUUCAUGGCCCUAAUCUGCUGAUUGGACAGUGAAAAAUCUUUGGCAGCUAGAUCCAAACUGAGACAAAGCUUUCUAUUUAGAGGAAGGGGUCGUUCAGAAAGCUUUUGAAUGAAUCUUUGCCAGCCAGAAGGGGUUGUCCUGCAGUGCCGCCAGAAGUGGCAGCAGGGGUGGACAGGAAGGAAGGUUUCCCUCUUCUCCUCAUUUCCAAAGAAGAAUGGUUUUACGGAGUGAUGACCCAGGACGUCAGGCCUUCCCUGUGGGGCAAAGAGAAUAGGGAGCCACUUUGAUACAGUCAUCUGUCAUUCUGGCCACCUCUGUCAACCUUGAGUUUCCUGGUGGGCAAGUGAGGAUGUAUCUGGCGGCAGGAGCCUUGCCUUAAUUUCCAUCCAGUCUCCCACCCAGAAGUGUGUUUGGCCUAUAGUGUAGAUGAGGAGACCCCAUGAGGUGGUGGAAUGGUGGACUCUGUGAGCUCUUCAGGAUUAAAGGGACCUGAGAAACUGGCGGUGUGUAGCAGAGUGUGCGUUUUGACUGUCCGAAUCGGAUACCACUGUUGUUUACUUUGUGCUAUAAGGGCCAGAGCUUUGGCAGCUCGUGUUUGACCUGCUGGAAUUUAUCCUGAUCUGUCAUUGCAUCACCUCCAGGGGGCGCUGUUGGAUGACGGCUGGUUCAGGUGGCUGGGGUAUCUGUCCAGUCCACAGGGCUGGCUGACUCAGUACUUAGUUGAUUUUUGAAGGGGUCUUGCCCAAAGAAGGCUGGAGGGAGAGGGCCCUCGGAUCUUGCAUACUCACAAAGUGGCACCUCCGUAACUCAUACUACCUCACCCUGCUCAAGUGAGCUCUGGGAGUCCUUGGCCUCCACCCCGACACUACCCCUGUUGGGACUCAGCAGCACUGGGCUGUUUCACAAGCAAGUGGUUUCAAUUAACUCACAAAGCCUUUUUGAAUACUAAUACUUAUUUUUUGUUUUUGUAUACAUAUUACCCAGCAUCUCUUUCAGAUAAGAGAUUUGAGGAAAAUGAGUUUCUCCUUAGCAGGUAGCCAUAGUCCAGGCAACAGUCCAGGCCAGAGAUUUGGAGGCAGGGGAGAACAUGUCAAGCCUUUUCAAAAAGCAAAUUCUUUCUCUCCAGGUAGUCUUUACCAGAGUAAACCCAGAGAACACUUUAGGCAAUGGACACAUGUUGUAGAAAGUUGGGACCAAGGACUGUUCAAUAAUGGGGUCCAGUUAAAUUCCCAGAUCUUUCACCCCCAUUCCAUCCUGUAAUGGAGUAGACCAGGACUGAGUCUAGGGGAUCACGUCUCAUGAAGGACCUAUUUGUAUAUCUUAGCCUUCCUAAAUCUGGAAAGUCUCCUGUCCUUGUCUCCCUCCCUGAUGGACCUGCUGCCUGUCUCCCCAGCUGUGAAUUGGAGAAGCCUCAGUGUUGGAGUGCCUGGCUCUCUGGUGGGGUGACAGUAGAUAAAGGGACUUGUACAGUGGCUA